Messenger RNA from Acinonyx jubatus (cheetah), 3812 nucleotides. It is a transcript of the gene SH3RF1, whose product is annotated as SH3 domain containing ring finger 1. The coding region runs from base 226 to 2892 and encodes 888 amino acids. NCBI's taxonomy places the organism in Eukaryota, Metazoa, Chordata, Mammalia, Carnivora, Felidae. The transcript has 12 exons. Gene Ontology annotation, molecular function: protein binding. The record is from RefSeq and is a predicted model, not a curated record.
AAGGCCGAUGAAGAAACAUAUGUAUUUAAUAUUGGGAUCAUUUACCACAGGCGAUCACAUGAGGCAUGGUUUCUUAAGCACUAAAGUGGCUUCAAGACUGGGAAGUUUGUUGGCUUUAAAGAUACUUUCAGAGCGAAGUCUGAAAUGGAUGUUACAUGAAUCCCUUUCAGGGAUGCGCACGACUGUGAACAUUUCUGAAGCCUUUUCUCAGUAGACGAGAUAAAGAUGGAUGAAUCUGCCUUGUUGGAUCUUCUGGAGUGUCCUGUGUGUCUAGAAAGGCUUGAUGCUUCCGCAAAGGUCUUGCCUUGCCAGCACACGUUUUGCAAACGAUGUUUGCUGGGGAUUGUAGGUUCCCGAAAUGAACUCAGAUGUCCAGAGUGCAGGACUCUUGUUGGCUCGGGUGUUGAGGAGCUUCCAAGUAACAUCCUGCUGGUCAGACUUCUGGAUGGCAUCAAGCAGAGGCCUUGGAAACCUGGCCCUGGUGGGGGCAGUGGGACCAACUGCACAAAUGCAUUAAGGGCUCAGAGCAGCACGGUGGCUAAUUGUAGCUCAAAAGAUUUGCAGAGCUCCCAGGGCGGACAGCAGCCACGGGUGCAAGCUUGGAGCCCCCCGGUGAGGGGUAUACCUCAGUUACCUUGUGCCAAAGCAUUAUACAACUACGAAGGGAAAGAGCCUGGAGACCUUAAAUUCAGCAAAGGUGACAUCAUCAUUUUGCGGCGACAAGUGGAUGAAAAUUGGUACCAUGGGGAAGUCAACGGGAUCCAUGGCUUUUUUCCCACCAAUUUUGUGCAGAUCAUCAAGCCGUUACCUCAGCCCCCACCUCAGUGCAAAGCACUUUAUGACUUUGAAGUGAAAGACAAAGAAGCAGACAAAGAUUGCCUCCCGUUUGCAAAGGAUGAUGUUCUGACUGUGAUCCGCAGAGUGGAUGAAAACUGGGCUGAAGGAAUGCUGGCAGACAAAAUAGGAAUAUUUCCAAUUUCAUAUGUUGAGUUUAACUCGGCAGCUAAGCAGCUGAUAGAAUGGGAUAAGCCUCCUGGGCCAGGAGGUGAUGCUGGAGAAUGUACCUUGGCAGCAGCCCAGAGCAGCAAUGCCCCAAAGCACUCUGACACCAAGAAGAACACCAAAAAGCGGCACUCCUUUACUUCCCUCACCAUGGCCAGCAAAUCCUCCCAGGCAUCCCAGAACCGCCACUCCAUGGAGAUCAGCCCUCCUGUCCUCAUCAGCUCCAGUAACCCUACGGCUGCCGCGCGGAUCAGUGAACUCUCUGGCCUUUCCUGCAGUGCCCCUUCUCAGGUUCAUAUAAGUACCACCGGGUUAAUUGUGACCCCACCCCCCAGCAGCCCAGUGACAACUGGCCCCUCGUUCACUUUCCCAUCAGAUGUUCCCUACCCAGCUGCCCUUGGAACUAUGAAUCCUCCUCUUCCCCCACCCCCUCUACUGGCCUCCACACCUCCGGGCGCAGCUGCUGCUGCUGCUGCUGCUGCUGCUGCUGCUGCUGCAAUGGGACCGAGACCCACAGUGGGACCCACUGACCAGAUUGCACAUUUACGGCCUCAGACUCGCCCCAGUGUGUAUGUUGCUAUAUAUCCAUACACGCCCCGGAAAGAGGAUGAGCUGGAGCUGAGAAAAGGGGAGAUGUUUUUAGUAUUUGAACGUUGCCAAGAUGGCUGGUUCAAAGGGACAUCGAUGCAUACCAGCAAGAUAGGGGUUUUCCCUGGCAAUUAUGUGGCACCAGUCACAAGGGCCGUGACAAAUGCUUCCCAAGCUAAAGUCCCUAUGUCUACUGCUGGUCAGACCAGUCGAGGGGUGACUAUGGUCAGUCCUUCCACUGCAGGAGGGCCUGCCCAGAAGCUCCAGGGAAAUGGUAUGGCUGGAAGUCCCAGUGUUGUCCCCACAGCCGUUGUGUCAGCCGCUCAUAUCCAGACAAGUCCUCAGGCCAAGGUCUUGUUGCACAUGACUGGGCAGAUGACAGUCAACCAGGCCCGUAAUGCUGUGAGGACAGUUGCAGCACAUAACCAAGAACGCCCUACAGCAGCGGUGACGCCCAUCCAGGUACAGAACGCUGCCUGCCUGGGCCCUGCAUCUGUGGGCCUGCCUCAUCAUCCCUUGGCCUCCCCACAACUUCCACCUCCAAUGGCAGGCCCUGCCACCCACGUAGCUGCCAUCAAUAUGGGUCGAGUCAAUGCCCCCCUGGCUUGUGCUGCGACUGCUUCACUGACCUCUCCGAGCAUCACCACCGCCUCUCUGGAGACUGAGCCCAGUGGUCGGACAGUGACCAUUCUUCCUGGACUUCCCACCUCUCCUGACAGCGCAUCAUUGACUUGUGGGAACAGUUCAGCAACCAAGCCAGAUAAAGAUAGUAAAAAAGAGAAAAAGGGUUUGUUGAAGUUGCUUUCUGGCGCGUCCACUAAACGUAAGCCCCGAGCAUCUCCACCAGCCUCACCCACCCUGGAAGUGGAGCUGGGUGGCGGGGAGUUGCCUCUGCAGGGAGCAGUGGGACCUGAGCUGCCUCUAGGGGGCGCCCACGGCAGGGCCGGCUCCUGCCCUGCCGAUGGGGACUGCCCGGCCCCGGCUGUGGCUGUGGCUGCUGCUGUGGCCCAGGACGCUCUUCAUCGGAAGACUAGCUCCCUGGACUCCGCUGUACCCAUCGCUCCACCUCCUCGUCAGCCAUGUUCAUCCCUGGGCCCUGUCAUGAAUGAGUCUAGGCCUGUGGUUUGUGAGAGGCACAGGGUGGUAGUUUCCUAUCCUCCUCAGAGUGAGGCAGAACUUGAACUUAAAGAAGGAGAUAUCGUGUUUGUCCAUAAAAAGCGAGAAGAUGGCUGGUUCAAAGGCACGUUACAACGUAAUGGGAAAACUGGCCUUUUCCCAGGAAGCUUUGUGGAAAACAUCUGAGGAGACUAACAUUGAGAAGGCUGAAGUCACAUCACACAACAAAAUAGCACAAAGCAAUUUAAUGGAAAGAGCACAUUUUGGACUUCCAGAUGGUCAGGAGAUGAGCAGAGGAUGGGUGUGUGACCCCAGUGCCCUCAGCACAGUUAGGCCAGCCAACAGUGUGAAGAAGGCGUGUGUAUGGGUCUUAUCAUUCUGGGUUCUGAUGUGUAAGAACUGUGCCUUGUACUGUCUGAUUUGCUAUACAGAGAAACCUUUUUAAAAAGAUAUAUAGCUAAAAUGGACAAUUGUUUACAAGGCUUAACUAAUUUAUUUCCUUUUUUACACUUGAAUUUUUCUUGUAAUAGAUAAAUUCUUUGGAUUAUGAUUUUAAGAAAUUAUUAAUUUAUGAAAUAAUAGCUAAGGAGAAGCUGGAUUAUCUCCUGUUGAGAGCAAGAGAUUUUUUUUUUUUUUCGACAGAAUGAAUCCCCCUUUCUCCCCUCACUGGUGUUACUUUUUACUUCUUUAAGACAGAAAUGCCAGUUCUCUAAUUUGGUUUUCUUCUUUAGGAAACUAAAACCUAUAACUGAAUCAAUAUCAAUAAAGGCCUGGGGUAGGCAGACAGAAACAAGAGAAGAGAAGUUAGUGAUUCCCUGUCUUUCUGGUUUGGUCAGGAAUCACCCUUAAGACCUAGUCUUCAGUAUAAUUUUAUGGGUUUUUAAUUUCCCUAGAAUGAAGCCAGUGAAGUGAUAAGAAUAAAGCACAACCUCAAACAAAAAUGUAUUCGGAAAUGUAUUUAGUUUUAUAACAGAAGCAGCUGAUUCAUUGGUUGGAAAUUGGGAAAAUUGAAGUUGUACUCCUGUCUGAGAAUGGCUAUGAAAUGUAAUCGCCCAUUUUACCCCAAGUGAUCUGCAUGCCCAGGACACAAUAAAACGUUUGUGAGA